Molecule: messenger RNA, 3377 nt
Organism: Ornithodoros turicata
Lineage: Eukaryota; Metazoa; Arthropoda; Arachnida; Ixodida; Argasidae
Product: ribosome-binding protein 1-like
Exons: 21
Coding region: 152-3040 (962 amino acids)
Cellular component (GO): endoplasmic reticulum membrane
Source: RefSeq, a predicted model, not a curated record
GUGUUUUUUCAACGGGUCCGGGCUCUUUCGGUGCCAGUGUGCUUGAUCCUGUCCAUCAGCCGGCCCGUACACCUGUUAUACACCAUUGCCAGCCAACUAAACAUCGUAAGCCGAGCGGGUGGGUGGACGUCCUCCGCGGAGGAGGAUCAGGAUGGACGUGGAGACUGUGGGUGUGUGCUCCAUCAUCUUUGUGGUCUCGGCCGUGGUUGUCUACCUCAUCUCCGUCUUUGGAACCCGGGAGACCUCCUUUGAGGAGGCGCUCGAGGAGAAGCGGAGGAGGGCACAGGAGGAAGCAGCCGCUGCCACCAGUAAGGCCGCGCAACGGCACAGAGAUCCGAGUAAAAAAGUGAAAAACAAGUGGGGCAGUCGAUCAAAGGCAAAGGAUGUGGCCCACGCUGAACACGUUGACUUCAAGGAAGAGGCUGAGGUUGUCCUCAUACCUGAGCUGGAACAAGAGGUAGAGCUUGGUCCUCGCCUUAGACAGCAGACGGCUCCGCUUAAGCCCAUAUUGGUGCACAAGACGGAACACAAGACCCAUCCGGAACCGGUGGAGGAGACAACCCAGACAACCUCACCCAAGAGCGGUCGUAGAAAUUCCUUCAGGGACACCGUUCCCAAGGAUGAGAUUGAGCUGAAGCACCUGCAGGAGCAGCAGGAAAUGCCAGCUGCCGAGGUAGCCAAACCUUUGCCCAAGGUUGCCCCUGUGACGGCUGUGGUUGCACCUGUGACAGCGCCAGCACAGCCUGUGGUGCCUAAGACAUCACCUCAGCGCAGUGCCGCCACCAAGAAGAAAGCCACAAAGCCACUGUCAGAGGUUGAUGUUGCUGGCGGUGAUGGUAAAGACCUGUCUGCGAUGGAGAUCUUGGCAUUGGUCCGACGCAGCACGCGUCUCAAUGAGGCAGAAGAGGUUCAGAGCCUCGUGGAUGAACUCCUAGAGCGGGCUCAAGGGGGUGGAGCCAACAGCUGGACCAAGAGGGGGAAGGAUCCAGAGGCGGAGCUCAAGAAGCAGCUGGCAGAACGUGAAAAGGAGCUGGAAGCUCAACGCCAGCACGUGCAGUCGCAUGCCACCAAAGUGAAGGAAUUACGCCAAGAGCUCAACCAGCAACUCACCAGGGCAGCGCAGCUGGAGAGGACGCUCAAGGCCCACACGGAAGUGAUAGAGAAGAACAACAAGGCUGCGGAACGACUCAGAGAGGACGCCCGUCAGAUGCAGCAGAAGGUGUUGCGGUUAGAAGCGGAGUUGUCCCAGGCUACGACUGCGAGCCUGGAAGCUGCAAAGAGCCACCAAGCAGAAUUGGAGUCUAUCCGUCGACAGGAGCUGGAAGCUGCUGAGGGAGCCGAGGCUCUGACCCAGGCCCAGGCCCGUAUUGCCACAUUAGAAACCACUUGCCAGGAAUUGAGAAGCAAACUUGAAGAAGAAGAAGCUGCUCUGGCUGCAUCGCGCGUUGCAUCUGAAAACAAAGUUAAAGAGCUGUGCAAGGUUCACCAAGCAGAACUGGAGGCAGAGAAAGAGGAGAGGAAGCGACAAUUGGCAACCCUGGAACAACGGGCGGAAGAACUCAACCAAUUGGCUCAGGAGAGGUCACGCUUGGCCAAUGACCUGCAGGCACGCAUCGAUGACAUGGCAUCUGCGCACAGCAGGGAGUUGAAGGAAGUGACUCGUCGGCACACGGAGGCAGAGGCUUCUGCGGAAGAAACGCACAAGCAGGUGCUGGCGGAGAAAGAGGCGAAAUUCCAGGAACUCCACAAGGAGCUGGAAGCGCAACGUGCCAAGAACAAUGACCUGCGGACAAAGAACUGGGAGGUUGUGGAAGCCCUGCAGGCUGCUGAACGAAAAGCCCAGGCUCAGACUCAAGUGCAGCAGCAGAAUGCUCUCGAUAUUGAGGCAUUAAAGAAGGAACACGUGUUGGAAGUGCAGAGUCUGCAGAAGCGCUUGGCAUCCGAACAGGAGCUUAAAGAAAGAGCCCUCUUGGAAAGGCUACUACCAAAGAUCAAGGUGGAAAGUGGCGCGGAACUGGGUCACACUGAGUGGGUGGCACGCUUUGAGAAGGAGCUUCAGAAUGUUCUGCAUCACCAGGAGAAGAAGUCUGUGAGUGCUCACGGAGACACCAACGGAUCUUUCUCUCCCCCUUCGGAUGACACAAAGCGAUUGCAAGAGAUGACGCAAGCCAACGCCAAGCUUCACUCCGAGGUGUGCCACUACCAGAAGGUAUUGGCAGAGACAGAAGAGAUGCUGCAUAGCCUGCAGAGCUCUGUGGAGAGGGAAGAAGUGGGCUGGAGAGAAAGGGAACAGGCACACCACAAGGAAGCGCAGAAGUGGAAGGCUGACCUCUCCAAGUUGGAGAAAGAGAUGCAAGCCCUGCUGGCCAAAAAUGCCUCCUUGGAGACCAGCCUCAGGGAACUCCAAGGAAUUCAGGAGACAACAGCGGAGGUAUGUGGCGUGCAAUUUGCUUAUGGCUGCGUUGAACGAACACUUCCAACCAUUCUGGAUGAGAUGCAGGCUAAAUUGAAGGAAUUGCAACAGAAGCUGCAAGAAGAAGAAACGGAAAAGAAGAUUCUGGAACAGAAAUACGAUGAGGCGAGCAAAAAUGCGAGAAGUAUGCAGUCUCACUUGGAAGGCAGAGUUCGUGAGCUGGAAGAGCUGAAACCCUGCAAGGACGAUUCGGAACGUCUCCAGAAUGAACUGCACUCUGUGCGCAACGAGCUGGAGAAAGAGCGCAGCAAAAGCCACGAGCUCCUGGAGCGGCUCCAGGGUUUGCAGUUGAAUCAAUCCCAAAAUAAGGGACAGGGUGCAUCAUCUUUGCCUAGUAGUCCCAAGGUGUCUUCCACAAAUGGUCCUUCGAGGGAUGUUGCUCCACAGGACUCUCCCUCACCCACACCUUCCACAGAAAAGGAGAAGGAGGACAAGGCGGACACUAAGGACAGCAUCGCCGACGAUAACCCUGCUUCUAAACCGCCUAACAAAUCUAAGAAACGAGUGAGGCUGUUGCAGUUUGCUGCGUCCGCUUCUCCGGUGUUUGCUGCCUUUGCAAGCUUGUAACAAACAAACAAACACAGACACGGAGCAUCCAGCAAGAAGUGACACAUUCCCGGGGACGACAGUUUCUCUUCCGCCUUUUUUUUUUCCCUCUUCUCUAUAGCAAGAAAAAAAAAAGGAUGUGCGCUCGUGGAGCAAAAAGACUUUCGACGUAACCUCGGAAACGGCGUGUAGUUGGGCCUUGAAUUCCGGGAAAGGACAAAGUGACUUUUUCUUUUGUCUCGCUUUUUUUUUUUUUCUCCGGAGAACUCUUUAUUCUCCCUGAGGGCCAGUUUAUUAUAUUUUUCGUCUAUCUAUCUCUGUAGGUUGAAUGGCUUUAUUAAAAACAAUGUUGGCAAGA